GCAGCAGCUACUGUGAAGAGAGAAGGCACUUCGAUUUCAUCUCUCUGUGUAAGUUCCAGGAAAAUCAUUAAAAGGUCUGCAUCUUGUCCUCGUGGCCCAUGGGAAACAUGGCCACAACUGAAGCCUGGAACAGCUCAUCAGUGACCAUGUUUGUCCUCCUGGGAUUCACAGACCAUCCAGAACUCCAAGUGUUUCUCUUUGUGACUUUCCUGGGCAUCUAUCUUGUGACUCUGGUUUGGAACCUGGUCCUCAUCUUACUGAUCAGAGGUGACAUCCAUCUGCACACACCCAUGUACUUCUUCCUCAGCAACUUGUCCUUCAUUGACAUCUGCUACUCUUCCACUGUGGCUCCCAAGAUGCUCACAGACUUUUUCCAGGAGCAGAAGACCAUAUCAUUCUUGGGAUGUGCUGCUCAGUUCUUUUUCUUUGUGGGAAUGGGUCUAACUGAGUGCUUCCUCCUGACUGCCAUGGCGUAUGACCGGUAUGCAGCAAUCUCCAAUCCCCUGCUCUAUGGCACCAUCAUGUCCCAGAGCCUCUGUAGACGCAUGGUGGCUGGGGCUUAUAUCGGAGGCUUCCUGAGCUCCCUGGUCCAGGCCAGCUCCUUAUUUACACUCCACUUCUGUGGACCCAACGUCAUCCACCACUUCUUCUGUGACCUCCCACCCAUCCUGGCUCUUUCUUGCUCUGACACCUUCCUGAGUCAAGUGAUAAAUUUCCUCGUGGUGGUUGCUGUUGGAGGAACGUCAUUCGUCAUCCUCCUGAUCUCCUACAGUUACAUAGUGUCUGCUGUCUUGAAGAUCUGCUCAGUGGAAGGCCAAUGGAAAGCCUUCAACACCUGUGCCUCGCACCUGAUGGUGGUGACUCUGCUCUUUGGGUCGGCUCUUUUCAUGUACCUGCGACCAAACUCCAGCUACUCCCUCAGCAGGGAUAAGGUAGUGUCUGUGUUCUAUUCGCUGGUGAUCCCCAUGCUGAACCCUCUUAUUUACAGUUUGCGGAACAAAGAGAUCAAAGAUGCCUUGUGGAAGGUGAUGGAGAAGAAAGUGCUUUCCUAGUUCAAGAGCAGAAACAAUGCUUCAUGCUGCUGCAGACUUACACAAUUCGCGGCACCAACUACACCUCCACCAGGCACAGGAAACAUUCUCUGCUCAUAUUUUAAAAGGGAGGCUCCUCCCACCAAAUGCUUCUCUCUGUUUUUUGUGGUCACUUGUCUAUUGAUCAUUCAUGGCCAAAAAGAGAAUGGCAUUUCUCAGUCAAACAGAAAUAGCCUGUUGUUAUAAUCACCCUAACAACUAGCCUUCACUGAGCACUUAGUAUAUGCCAAGUUAUCUAAUCAAAUAUCCACUGCUGAGCUGCAAUGCUUACUCACUAUCACCAUGUUAACAACAAGAAAGACUCAGACAGAUACUAACUUGCUGAGCAACACCCUGGCAGCCAAAGGGGUGGAGCCCUGAUUCAGCUCCAGGUCUUCCCGACACAAGUGCCAUGCUCUGCCCCAGUGCAGCGCUCACAGCCCUAAGGUUCUACAGUAGGUAACUCUUGUUGCUGAC
Messenger RNA from Chinchilla lanigera (long-tailed chinchilla), 1547 nucleotides. Its product is annotated as olfactory receptor 5A1. Gene Ontology annotation, biological process: sensory perception of smell; G protein-coupled receptor signaling pathway. Gene Ontology annotation, molecular function: G protein-coupled receptor activity; olfactory receptor activity; odorant binding. The transcript has 2 exons. The coding region runs from base 99 to 1052 and encodes 317 amino acids. The record is from RefSeq and is a predicted model, not a curated record. Gene Ontology annotation, cellular component: membrane. NCBI's taxonomy places the organism in Eukaryota, Metazoa, Chordata, Mammalia, Rodentia, Chinchillidae.